AUGGACGCAUCGCAGGACGCCGAAGUACUUGAAGAUGUAGAGGUAUCAAUUGAAACAGGUCCGGUGGAAAACAAUGUACUAGUAGACAGUGACGCCCAAGAGCAUCUCGAAUCCCGAAAAGAAGGGCUCCCGACAGACGACGUUCCACCCCUUGAUCUUAGUGGUCAGUCAAAAGAAGGUGGACUACAAGAGGAUAGAGAAUAUACAGAAAAUAUUGAUCAUGAUGAGUAUACGGUUGUCAGAGGAGAAGUUUUGCCUGUUGAGGAUAUUGUGCCGACCUCUUUCGAUGUUCCCACAACUUCCGUGCCUCUCAACAGGGAUGGACAGCACGGCGUUGCUAUUCGCGGAAGUCUGAGUGAAUACAAUGGAAAAAUCGGUGUCUACAUUUACAGAACCGGGACAUCAAAACUAUUCUUCCAUCAGAAAAAGCGUAAUGAAAGCUUGAUCGAUGAUCACGGGGAAACCCUUCUCAAGGCGGUGCGAUUUGGUCAGGUGGAUGCCGUCAGGCUACUUCUCAAGGACAAAGUCUCGACAGAGUUCAGAGACAGUGAGGAACGCACUCCACUUUUGUACGCUGUGGAGGACAACAGAGUUGACAUCGUUGAGCUCUUGCUACUGAGCAACGCGGAUUGGAACGCAGAAGAUAGGUCGAAGCGAUCAGCAUUGCAUAUUGCUGCAUACGACAGACAUACUAGAGUAAUUCCCAGACUUUUGUUACUCCCGGGAAUCAAUCUGGACGCUCAAGACGAGAACUGCGAAACUCCUUUGCACCUUGCUGCUAAGAAUGGAAGUCUAGACACAGUUGAGCUUUUGCUUGAGUUUGGAGCAUUUGUUAAUGCAACGGACAAGAAGGGGCUCACACCUCUGCAUCUAGCGGCAGCGAGACGAGAAUCGGCCGCUUUGGCUGAGGCUUUAUUAAACACCAAGAAUAUUGACGUGGACGCAAAAGCGAGCAAUGGACGGACACCACUGAUGCAGGCAUGUGACAGGGGACCUUCCAAGGGAUGCGAAAAUGUGGUGAGGUUGCUUCUAGCUAAAAACGCCAACCCUGCAGCUCAGGAUAAUAACGAAGAAACGCCUGUUUACCUGUCGGCCUUGAAUGGGAAUAAGGAGAAUUUGGCUGAACUGAUUCAGGGAAAGCGACCAAUCGAUAUCAAUGCUCUGAAUAUAGAUCAACGUUCCGCUCUAUUUGGACCGGCAAGGUUUGGCUUCACCGCCGUUGCUGAUCAGCUUUUAAAGGCAGGUAUCGAUAGUACGCUCAAGGACCGUGCUGGGAGGACUGCAUUCUUAGAGGCGGCAAAGUACGAUAAAGUCGAAGUCGCGCGUUUGAUUUUUGAAGAUCUUGAGAGAAAGCCCGGACAAGAAGCAAAGAAAGCUCUUCAGCCAGCACUUUUUGAGGCGGCAAUUCGGGACAGCUCACAUGUAGCUCGAUUUCUUAUCGAACACGGAGCUAGCAUGGAUCAGAAGGAACCAACAUUACAGAUGACGGCUAUGGAGAUUGCGAAUAAGUACGGUAGCUUCAAGGUUGUCGCUGUGCUUCUCGAAAGAGGUGAUCAGCUUGUUGGCCAAGGUCCGUCAGUGGGGGAACCUUUGGAAGAAAUAGCAUCCGAAUCUGAGUCUAGGACCUUGGAGGUGGAAGAUAUUGAUAUUGACCUCACAUUUGGGUUCCAAGCUACGAUAGCGUCAUUUCCGAAAGAUACUCACAAGGAAUACAGAAUAAAGAGGCCUCAGCUCCGAAGUUUGUUAUAUGACCAUAGUCCUGAAACAAUCAAGUAUGGGCUUGAGGAUGGGCCGAUUGGGAAAAAUUUCAGAUGGCUACACGUACCUUCUAACAAUAUAGUAUGGGUUCAUAAGUUAAUAAGCAGAUUGUACAAGGAUUGCCAUCCUCCACACAUGGCAAGCUAUUUUCAGGAAAAAUGCAAGCAUCUCUUUGGAGAGGAGCUUUGGACAAGACAUCAAUAUCAAAUGUCAUCUCCGUCUGUUGCGCACAGACGAUUCGUCCGUCCAAUAUGUCAGCGGGUCAAGCGGACAGAGAAGGAUGAUAACCUGAUGAUGGUUCUUCCUUAUAUUCAUUGGGAGACCAGCAGCGGCCGGAAAGAAAUGACAAAGGUAAUAGUCGAUGCUAUGGUUAGACAUCUUGGCGAUCCGCAACCUCCGUCAACUUUGAAAGAAUUAGAGGAAGCAAUCCACGAACUCGAUAAGAUACGACACCCCAGAAAAGAGGAAGAUUCAGAGGACGACGAGACAACUGCUUAUUCGAGCUCUUAUUGGUCUAGCUACUAUACUGAUUCAUCGAAUCUAGAUUGGAUGGCCAAAGUUGCGUCGGAGAUGUUGGAAAGUGAGGGCAUUCGAGCUGGGCAAGCGCCCACUGAAAGAACAUCGGAACGAUUGGAACGAUUAGAACGAAGAAAGAAGAGAAUCCAAAGAAUUGCUAAGAUUGCCGAGGAAGAAUCUUGUACAGCUGACGAAAAGCUGAUCCUGGCUUACAUGUUUGAUGAGAUUCCAUUACAUUUUCGCCGAACUUUGGAUCAAUACUAUUACUACAACCUCCUAACCACCGAAGCCCGCGAUCUCGAUCAAGUGGUCUCCCGAUAUUUUGAGAAAACAUGGCCCGAAGCGGAUGACAAUCUGGUGCUGAUGGUGGACCAACUCUGGCUGUGGAUUCUAGACGACGAUACGGUGGUAACGAGUUUCCCACAACGUUGGAACAAGUCUGACGCUAGAAUGAAUGAUGACCCUGAUCCAAACAAUGAUUCGGAUAUUGUGGAAUGCAUUAUUCGCCAAAUUGGGAACAAAAACCGACGGCCGUUGGGGGAUGUGUUUGAUCUGGCGGAGUUGAUUGUUGGCCAGUGUAUUGGUACUAUGUUCGAACAUCACGACAUUGCGAACGAAAAGUUACGUUUCGCCGAAUUUUUCGAAGGCUCCAUCGGCAACGUGACCUUCCAAGAGUCAAAAAUGUUCGAUGAAUUUACAACACUAUCCGAAAAGCUGGCCAAGGACGAUCAAAACAUCUCAACUUCUGAUGAGCUUAGACAAGAUCUUAAAAAGCUGUACGAUAUUUCACAGGAAACUAGGCUGGCUAAGGAGAUCAAGGAUAUUCGAGAUGAGCUCCAUAUUCUUUCGACUGUGCUCGAGGAUCAGGAAACCGUGCUACUCGACAUGCACGAGGCAAUUCAAGAUAUGAGGACUGAAAAGGCUGUGCAAGACGGUUCAAAGAAACCGGAGACAACGUUGACUUACCACAGCCCACCUGAGCGUGUCGGCAUGCAUCAAAAGGUUGUUCGUGGGCUAGAAAGGCAGGCCGAAAAGACUUACAUAGCGCCAUUCGCCAGCAAUGAAGGCAGAGAUCUCUCCAGGCUUGAUUCUCACAAAUCUCCCACCUGGUCUCAGUCAAACCCCUUCACUGGAUCGGGGGAUAUUCGACCGACACAGAUACAUUCGAACCAGGGUGAUAGUAAGAGUUUUGAAAGCGUUAGCAGCAGUGAUUUGAAUUCUUCUCUGCCGCGCGAACAUCAAGUAAUGUCAGAUAAGGCUCAUCCAAAGGUACCUACAUGGGAAGAAGCCAUACAGGAACCCGUUGACCAGGAUGUCUCCGGGCCUAGAGCUAUAGCGACAGCGCUAUCAGAUCAGCGGCUACGAUCGCAAGAUCACGGGCCUAUUAUACUGUCUCCGGACUAUCUAAGUCUACGACACGGUGGGCGCGUCCGGUAUAUUGGCAAAGCCUUUUGGGGUUUCGUUCCUGGACAGGAAAGUCUGAGUGACGAUUUUCUUGACGGAAACCGCAAUGCUCAGCCUGGUCUACCGCUUCCACAUAUUGCUGCCGCAGAUCUGGCCAAUCUUCUGAAAUCUUUGCCACCUAAGCCCGUAUGUGACAUAUUCCUUCACGAUUUCUUCAUCAUGGUAUGGCCUCUUACCCCACUUGUGCAUCCUAUCACGCUGCGAACAGACUAUGAUGAAUUCUGGGAAUGGUGUCGAAAUAGCGAAACUGCAAUGCCUCCGGCCAAGAUUGUAGAUAAUCCGACAUUCGUUUGCCUUCUCUUUGCCAUCAUACUCUGUGGUGCUUGUGCCGCCCCUGCCGCAACGUGGACAUUACCCGUUCUGCAGACGCUGAAAAUGGAGACGAUAAAAMCCCACUUGAAGUCGGCUUAUAGGGCAAGCCUCUCUAUGUGCCAACAUCUCGAGCACCCAACAUUCAACACUCUUAUCUCAACACUUUUGACAGGGCCAUUUAUGGACCGUCCUUCUGAACCGAUGCAGAACCUACUCUCUCUUAGUACAAUUGUCCGGAUCGCACAGACAAUGGGAUUGCAUUGUGAAUCGACUUGGUCCGCGCUGGACCAAGUAACUCGGGAAAUGCGCCGUCGGGUAUGGUGGCACAUUGUGUCGCUAGAUGUGCAGUCAAGUAUUUCCACUGGUUUACCUUUAUGCUGCGGUAAGGAUAUGCAAGAUGCAGUGAGCAUGAUAAAUUUUACGCGAAAUGAAGAGAUCGGCAAUAUAUCUAGUACUUCUUCGCCGCCUGCUGAAUCCCUGGAAACGGGAGAAUCUGCUGCAAUGAUCUAUGCCAUAGGACGGUACGAGACAGCGCGUCUGGAAUCGAAGAUCGUCAUUAGCUUGCAAAACGCACAGGGAUUGAAGCAUAGAGAUUUUCGCGAACUAGUCGCUGCCACAACCCAACUUCAUCGAAGGCUGGACUCCCUCAUCGCGAAGAUACCGGUUGAAGGGUUCCCGGCAAGGGGUUUCAUCCCCUCCAGUUGGGAAAAGGCAAGCUCGCUAACGCAUCCAUCUCUUUAUAAGGACGAUACGACUAGACCAACUGUCUUUGCGGCCUGGGUACGCAUCAUGCUGACGCUACUCAAGUUUGAAGUGGCGAUAUUAAUGCAAAAGCCAAUAUUGCAGACGCGGGUGCGUGAGAAACCACAUGAGCUGAGGACGUGGAUAAGCAUGCUACAUCUUUGCACGAGCUACCUGCGUAUUUAUUUGCGUCUUCACCAAGUUCCUGCAUUUGCCCCCUAUGCGUGGUCUUAUCGUACUUGCUUUGGUCCGCUUCAGAGUACAUAUAUACUCCUGACUUAUUUAUUUCGUUUCCAGCGGCCAACUUUUCAUGAGGAUGAUGUUCGAUGUUGCGUCGACGAGGCGAUUAAAAUCUUCACGACUUACUAUCAGUCAAUGGAUUCCGACUCCUCAUUGGCAAAUGCGAAUUCAGACACAUCUAAAUCACACGUGCCUGUCGCCAUUCAGGUUCUAGCCGAUCUACGUCGGCGUCUUGACUCGCCUACAGAAAGCAAUGAGCCGCCUCCGUCGCCCGUGGGGAUCGUCGAUUGGCGGAAUGCAGGAAAAGGAGGCACCCAUAGCAAUGUAGCUGAUUCAGGCCCAGAUCGAGACUUUAUCGCUAGCCUAUACGAGCUGCAGGAUUGGUUAGUGCGGCUGGUAGAAGAUUCGGAAUGUUUUUCGCUCUGA
Messenger RNA from Talaromyces amestolkiae, 5457 nucleotides. RefSeq lists its product as uncharacterized. Gene Ontology annotation, cellular component: ciliary inversin compartment. The record is from RefSeq and is a predicted model, not a curated record. The transcript has 9 exons. NCBI's taxonomy places the organism in Eukaryota, Fungi, Ascomycota, Eurotiomycetes, Eurotiales, Trichocomaceae. Gene Ontology annotation, molecular function: zinc ion binding; protein binding; DNA binding. The coding region runs from base 1 to 5457 and encodes 1818 amino acids. Gene Ontology annotation, biological process: DNA-templated transcription; protein localization to ciliary inversin compartment.